AGAGGGGUGAGGAGGGGGGGGGGGGGGGACGACGACGACGAGAUGAUGCACGACUCCGGCGGCGUCGGGACGGCGAGGGCGCUGAAGCAUGCCGCGCUGUGCCUGAUGCUGCUGCCCCGGUUCCUCGUGGCCGCCGUGAUGCUGUGGCUUCUGGAUUUCUCGUGCAUCAGGAAAAAAAUGCUGCUGAAAAUGGGAGAGCAGCAGAGCGGCCCGGACGACCCGCCGGUGUGCGUCUCCGACUCCAAUAGGAUGUUCACCUUGGAGUCCCUCAGGGCCGUGUGGUACGGCCAGAAACUGGACUGCCUCAAAGCCGCGCACCUCGGGCGCGCGGCGCCCAACACCCAGGUGACGCUGGUCCAGGAGCGGCGGCAGGUCCAGAUCCUGGACUGCGUGAAGGGGAAGAGACCGCUCGUCCUCAACUUCGGCAGCUGCUCCUGACCGCCCUUCAUGACGCGCCUCGCGGCUUUUCAGCGCGUCGUGAGCCAGUACGCGGACAUCGCGGACUUUUUAGUUGUGUACAUCGAGGAGGCGCACCCGUCGGACGGCUGGGUGAGCUCGGACGCGCCGUAUCAGAUCCCCAAGCACCGCUGCCUGGAGGACAGGCUCCGAGCCGCGCGGCUGAUGCUCGCCGAGGUGCCCGGCAGCAACGUGGUGGUGGAUAACAUGGACAACUCGUCCAACGCCGCGUACGGAGCCUACUUCGAGAGGCUGUACAUCGUCAGGGACGACAGGGUCGUGUACCAGGGGGCCCGAGGGCCCGAGGGAUACCGGAUUUCCGAGCUCCGGACCUGGCUGGAGAAGUACAGGGGCGAGCUGGCGCGUUCCCAAACGGCGGUGCUCCACGUUUAGAUGGGGGAUGCUGAGCGGCGCGCCCGCGUCCGAACUCACGGGGCGAAACAAAUAUUCCGAUGCUGCUAUCAAAUGUGCGCACAUGGUGCAUGAUGUCGUUUCGCUUGCGUUAAAAGAUAUUCAGGACUCUGACGAAUAGCCGAACGUGGUGUUCCAGCGUAAAUGUAGGCAGGUAUGUUGUGCUUGUCUUGACCUUUGACCGUUUUGUUUUUUUUAUCGAAAAAGUCUCGAAUCAGGUGAGAAUGGAUUCAGUGAUCACUCUAUUUUUCUACAAUACUAGUGUGUGUGUGUGUGUGUGUGUGUGUGUGUGUGUGUGUGUGUGCGUGUGUGUGUGUGUGUGUGUGCGUGCGUGCGUCUAUGCGCGCGCGUUCAGGCCCCACUCCGUUGUUUCUGUGAAGUUCGGUUUUUAAAAGGCGAAGCCAGAAAACCGACACUGAUGUUUCCGACACCGGAAGUGGGUCCACGUGCGCAGGAUGCCUUCCUCCAUGAUCGACUGCCAAACGAUGUAACGUGUUGAAGCGAUGUAACUGAACAAAUGUUUUUAAUAAACAUAAGAUCACACUGAAGGUGGUGCUUUUUACUUUUCA
This is a messenger RNA of Pungitius pungitius (ninespine stickleback), 1436 nucleotides long. RefSeq names its product thyroxine 5-deiodinase-like. Gene Ontology annotation, molecular function: thyroxine 5'-deiodinase activity. Lineage: Eukaryota; Metazoa; Chordata; Actinopteri; Perciformes; Gasterosteidae. Gene Ontology annotation, biological process: thyroid hormone metabolic process. The record is from RefSeq and is a predicted model, not a curated record. The transcript has a single exon.